Messenger RNA from Blepharisma stoltei, 891 nucleotides. Lineage: Eukaryota; Ciliophora; Heterotrichea; Heterotrichida; Blepharismidae. The record is from the annotation of a GenBank genome assembly.
AUGGAAAACACGCAAAGCAUUUUUCCAGAAUUCAAAGGAUUCAUAUCAGGAAUAUUCGGAGGCUUGCUUUGUGUAGUUGUAGGACAGCCAUUUGAUAUAGUAAAAGUGAGGUUACAAAACUACGGCGGAUCUGCAUUGGGCACAUUUAUCGACAUAGGGAAAAAGGAAGGGAUUCGAGCUUUUUGAAAAGGAAGUUUGCCACCUCUAAUAGGGGUUGGCUUUGAAUAUUCAAUUGUCUUUGGGGUUGUAGAAAACUGUAAAAGGUGGGUAAGUCGGUAUAAUCAGCCUGGAGAAGUCUUGAGCAUUCCUCAGCAUGCUUUCUGUGGAGCUUGGUCAGGCGCUGUGAGUGCUAUAGCUUCGACGCCUGCAGAACAUUUAAGAAUUCGUAUGCAGAUCCAGGGGAAAAUAAAUACAUAUGGAGAUCCAAUUUAUAAAAGCUCAAUUGACUGUACUAGCUGGAUUUAUAAAACCCAUGGAAUCAAAGGAAUUUUUAAAGCAUUUUACCCCACACUUGUCAGAGACACAAUAGGAAUGACAACAUAUUUUAUUAUUUAUCAAGGAAUGGCUCGAAAAGUUUUUGGCGAUGACCACACAAAUGCUGAGGAUCUGGAUCUAAUCCGAGCAGGGAUCUGUGGUGGAACUGCUGGGUUUGCGUUCUGGAUCCCCAUUUAUCCAUUGGAUUCUAUUAAAUCAAGACUCCAGUGUGAUUCUUUUACAAAUCCUGUGUAUAAGUCAACAUACGACUGUUUUAUAAAAUCUAUAAGAAAUGAAGGCAUCAGCUGCCUUUUUAAAGGACUUUCUCCAUGCCUUCUAAGAGCUUUUCCAGUCAAUGCAGCUGUUAUUUUAGGUUUUGAAGCUAGCAUGUCGCUGUUUGGGAGAGAUUAUCGAUAA